Molecule: messenger RNA, 1144 nt
Organism: Octopus bimaculoides (California two-spot octopus)
Lineage: Eukaryota; Metazoa; Mollusca; Cephalopoda; Octopoda; Octopodidae
Cellular component (GO): Cul4-RING E3 ubiquitin ligase complex
Molecular function (GO): protein binding
Source: RefSeq, a predicted model, not a curated record
GUUCCGGGUUCAGUCCCACUGCGUGGCACCUUGUGCAAACGCCUUCUACUAUAGCCUCGGGCUGACCGAAGCCUCACCUGUUGAUUUGGUUGACGGAAACUGAAGAAAGCCCGUGUGUGUGUCCCACCACCGCUUGACAACCGAUGUUGGUUUGUUUAUGUUCCCUUUAACUUAACGUCGGCAAAAGAGGCCAACAGAAUUAGUUCAACUCAAUCAGCAUAGGACACCGCUGUGAUGAGGUCAGCUGAACUAAUCGCAAUGACUGAAGCGAGUAAAAGAAAUGGUAGACGGAUUACGAAGCUAGCGACCGCAACGUAACUGAGUAGAACGUAAAUAGGCCUAAAUUCUCACUGACAGAUAAUAUGGUGAAGAAUGUCACAGUCUCACCAAGGUGGAUCUCUACAAUCGGACAACUUUGACCACCGACACACAUGAUUGCAUAAUGGCGUGUGCUCUAUCUAGAGGAGACCAUUCCGAAGAAUCAACUCGCGUCAAAUUAUUCAUUACAAGCUAUGCUGAGGACUUCUUUUCAGAAAGAGAAUUACUCCGGAAAGAGAUUCAGCCAGAACUGGAGACAUGGUCAAAUAUUAAUAAUAUAAAACUUGAGGUUUAUCAUAUCAAAUGGGGUAGCAAACAUGCUGAAAGGCGGGAUUUUACCGACUUAAAGUCUAUGCAAUCUAAAAUCGAGGAUUGUUAUUACAAUAAUGUUAUGCCAAUAUUUCUCAACUUCACCAGUGAAACCCUUGGCUGGGUACCCACCUGGGGAGAUUACCAUCACCAGUUUAUAGAAUCCUACCUCAAGAGUUACGGACUGACAUCUUUAGACCUGGAAGUCAUGUAUGGAGCAUACCGAGAAGACAAUCUUAACUCUUUGUUCCUUUACCGUUCUGAUAGCUUCUUGGAAUCUUUACCUCAAGAAGAAAAAUGUGCAUUUCCUCAGAAAAUGGGCAAAUCUGAUGCUCUGGUAUCGGAAACGUGUAACAAAAUCAAUCAAAGAUUUCCUGUAAGUACUCUCAUUUUUAUGCUGUGCUAUGUGUGUAGGUGCAUGGCUCAGUGGUUAGAGAGUCAGGCUCACAAUUGUGAGGUAGUGAGUUCGAUUCCAAGACUGGACUGUGUGUUGUGUUCUUGAGCAAGACACUUUAUU